UUGCACAUCAGAUAACGUAUUACAGAGCUGUUUACAGAGUUCCUUUAGAAAUUUUAAUUUAACAUGGGGCAGAAUAUGGCAUAAACAAAGAACUGAUAUUUCAAUUCAAGGAUGAAAUUCUGGUGCAUCAUCAGCAGUUUGAAAACAUUUUGAUUGCUAUCAAGUUUACAGAAAUGGAAGAAGAUGGAAACGAUACUCAAAACUUUAAUGAAAUAUGUGAUCAAAUGCUUGAGAACUUGAAGCAUGCGCCGCUAUUUAAAAAACUAGAUCCCUUCUAUUUCGAUAUCAAUGAUGACAGUUUCAAAAUUAGUCAAGGAGAAAUCACGGGAAUUUCAAGUAUUUAUAGACAUGGGGAUGUCUGUAUAAGUACGGAUCAAGAAAAUAAUCCUCAUGGAAGUUUAGGAUUUGGACUGAAAAAUUUAAAGUAUAAAGGCAAGCAUCAAGUCAGGUGUGCUAUAUGGCUAAAAGGAGAAGCUAAAAUCCGUUUGAGUGAAAUAAAAGUCAAGAUUGAAUUUAGUAUUAGAAAUGGCUCAGCAUCCAUUGAGUCACUUCGCAUAAUCGAGUUAGGUAACUAUAAAAUGGAAGAAUUAUCAGGAUUUACACCAGUACUUAACAGACUUUUGAAAGGCGUACUGAAUAUAACAGCAAACAUAUUAAAAGCAUCUAUAAUGAAAAGAAUGGAAAAAGAGUUGGUGAAACAUGGAAAUACCGCAAUAAAAAAACUGCCUUUACCUUUGUCUAAAUUAUGACAACAAGAGUAAUGAACUGCUGAAGAAGAAUUAUGAAGAUUUACCUGUUUUUAAAUGAUUUACUUAUAGAUUAGCGUGAGAUCUGAAUA
Uloborus diversus is the source of this 838-nucleotide messenger RNA. RefSeq lists its product as uncharacterized. The transcript is spliced from 4 exons. Bases 174 to 749 code for a protein of 191 amino acids. NCBI's taxonomy places the organism in Eukaryota, Metazoa, Arthropoda, Arachnida, Araneae, Uloboridae. The record is from RefSeq and is a predicted model, not a curated record.